CCAGCAACCAACAUGGCCGGCGCUGCUCAGAACGGAGUCAAUGGGGAUGCUAAUGGCGCCCCGAGCUCCUACGCCGCCCAGUUCGAUCUUGCUCCGCACUUCAUUGGCGGUAACAACCUCAGCGUAGCCUCGCCCGGCAAGGUCAAGGACUUUGUCACGGCGCACGAUGGUCACACAGUCAUUACCAAUGUUCUCAUUGCGAACAACGGUAUCGCCGCAGUCAAAGAGAUCCGCUCGGUGCGGAAAUGGGCAUACGAGACGUUUGGCGAUGAACGGGCAAUCCAAUUCACCGUCAUGGCUACACCUGAGGAUCUGCAGGCCAACGCAGAGUACAUCCGCAUGGCAGACCAAUACGUCGAGGUACCCGGCGGAACUAACAACAACAACUACGCCAACGUCGAGCUCAUUGUCGAUGUAGCGGAGCGGAUGAACGUCCACGCCGUGUGGGCCGGAUGGGGACACGCCUCGGAGAACCCCAAGCUGCCCGAAUCGCUCGCCGCCUCGCCCAAGAAGAUUGUCUUCAUUGGCCCCCCCGGAUCUGCCAUGCGCUCGCUUGGUGACAAGAUCUCGUCCACAAUCGUCGCACAACACGCAGGAGUGCCAUGUAUUCCGUGGUCGGGAACGGGCGUCGACGAGGUCCAGGUGGACAGCCAGGGCAUCGUCACAGUCGAAGACUCGGUCUACGAAAAGGGCUGCACCAAGACAUGGCAGGAGGGCCUCGAAAAGGCCAAGGCCAUUGGCUUCCCCGUCAUGGUCAAGGCCUCGGAAGGUGGUGGUGGCAAGGGUAUCCGAAAGGUCGAGCGCGAGGAAGACUUUGAGCUGCUGUACAAGGCGGCUGCCUCUGAGAUUCCCGGAUCGCCCAUCUUCAUCAUGAAGCUGGCGGGCAGCGCGCGCCACUUGGAAGUCCAGCUGCUGGCUGACCAAUAUGGCAACAACAUCUCGCUGUUCGGACGUGACUGUUCGGUGCAGCGACGACACCAGAAGAUCAUUGAGGAGGCACCGGUAACAGUUGCUGGCUCAAAGACCUUCCAGGAGAUGGAAAAGGCCGCCGUUUCGCUCGGAAGGCUCGUCGGAUACGUCUCUGCGGGUACGGUCGAGUACCUCUACUCGCACGCCGACGACAAGUUCUACUUCCUUGAGCUGAACCCUCGUCUCCAAGUCGAGCACCCAACCACUGAAAUGGUCACGGGCGUGAACCUCCCAGCCGCCCAGCUCCAGAUUGCCAUGGGUCUCCCCCUGCACCGCAUCCGCGACAUUCGUCUGCUCUACGGCGCUGACCCCCACACCAGCUCCGUCAUUGACUUUGACUUCUCCACCGAGGGCAGCGCAAAGAGCCAGCGACGACCCACUCCCAAGGGCCACUGCACGGCUUGCCGUAUCACCUCCGAGGAUCCCGAUGAGGGCUUCAAGCCAUCCGGUGGUACCAUCCACGACCUCAACUUCAGGAGUAGCUCCAACGUCUGGGGUUACUUCUCCGUCAGCUCGGCUGGUGGUAUCCACAGCUUCUCCGACUCGCAGUUUGGUCACAUCUUCGCUUACGGCGAGAACCGACAGGCAUCGCGAAAGCACAUGGUUGUCGCGCUCAAGGAAUUGAGCAUUCGCGGUGACUUCCGCACAACGGUUGAGUACCUCAUCAAGCUACUUGAGACGCCUGCUUUUGAGGAAAACACCAUCACAACUGGCUGGCUCGACGAGCUCAUCUCCAAGAGGCUGACUGCCGAGCGACCCGACACCAUGAUUGCCAUCAUUUGCGGUGCUGUCACAAAGGCCCAUGCUGCGAGCGAGGCAUGCAUCAGCGAGUACACCAACAGUCUGCAAAAGGGUCAGGUGCCGUCAAAGGAUGUGCUCAAGACUGUCUUCCCUAUCGACUUCAUCUACGAAGGCCACCGAUACAAGUUCACCGCUACCAAGUCGACCAUCGACAGCUUCACUCUGUUCAUCAACGGAACAAAGUGCUCAGUCGGUGUUAGGGCGCUCGCCGACGGCGGUCUUUUGAUUCUACUCAGCGGAAAGUCGCACAGCGUCUACUGGAAGGAAGAGGUUGGCGCUACUCGUCUCUCCGUCGAUGGCAAGACGUGCCUUCUCGAGCAGGAGAACGACCCCACUCAACUGCGAACCCCGUCGCCCGGUAAGCUGGUUAGGUUCCUUGUUGAGAACGGCGAGCACGUUGACAAGGGCCAACCCUUUGCUGAGGUUGAGGUCAUGAAGAUGUACAUGCCUUUGAUCGCCCAGGAGGCCGGUAUGGUCAACCUGAUUAAGCAGCCAGGAGCUACUCUCGAAGCUGGUGACAUUCUCGGUGUUCUAGCUUUGGAUGACCCGUCCAAGGUCAAGACUGCCCAGAACUUUACUGGCCAGCUGCCUGACCUGGGUGCCCCUCAAGUGCCUGGAGCCAAGCCACCGCAGCGAUUCGUCUACCUGUACUACAUCCUCGAGAAUAUCUUCCAGGGCUUCGACAACCAGGUCAUCAUGCAAAGCACGCUCAAGGAGCUUGUGGAGGUUCUCAGGGACCCCGAGCUGCCAUAUGGCGAGUGGAACGCCCAGGCUUCUGCUCUGCACGCCCGUAUGCCGCAGAAGCUUGAUGCUACCUUCUCCCAGAUCGUCGACAAGGCACACAGCCGAAACCUCGAGUUCCCCAGCAAGGCUCUCAACAAGGCUUUCCAGAAGUUUGUUGAGGAGAACGUCGCCAAGGGCGAUGUUGCGCUCCUCAAGACUGCGCUGCAGCCUCUUGCCGAUGUCAUCAACCGCUACUCGGAGGGCCUUAAGGCGCACGAGUACAGCGUCAUGAUCAAGCUGCUCGAGCUGUACUGGACCACCGAGUCGCUCUUCUCUUCGCGCACUUCGCGUGAUGAGGAAGUCAUUCUCAAGCUCCGUGACGAGAACCGUGACAACAUCACGAGCGUCGUGCAGACUGUCCUGUCCCACACCAGAGUUGGCGCUAAGAACAACCUUGUUAUCGCCAUCCUUGACCUUUACCGCCCUAACAAGCCCGGUGUCGGCAACAUUGCCAAGUACUUCAAGGACAUUCUGAAGAAGCUUACCGAGCUGGAGUCUAGGCAGACUGCCAAGGUCUCCCUCAAGGCUCGUGAGGUCCUGAUUCAGUGCGCCAUGCCCUCGCUUGAGGAGCGUACUGCACAGAUGGAGCACAUCCUGCGUUCUUCAGUCGUCGAGUCUCGCUACGGCGAGAGCGGAUGGGACCACCGUGAGCCCAACUUCGACGUCAUCAAGGAGGUUGUUGACUCGAGGUACACCGUCUUCGAUGUGUUGACCCAGUUCUUCGUCCACACCGACCCAUGGGUCUCUCUUGCUGCCCUCGAGGUAUACACCCGCCGCGCUUACCGUGCGUACCAGCUCCAGAACAUCAACUACCACAACGAGGGCGAGCAGCAGUGCUUCCUGUCCUGGGACUUUAUCCUCCGCAAAGUCGGUGAGGCCGAAUAUGGCCUGGCUGUUGAGCCUUCGGAGCCUGGCACCCCAAGCACCCCUGGAUUUGAACGUCCUCCUCGCAUCCAGUCUCUUAGCGACAUGACCGCAUGGCAAAACCGCUUCGAGGGCGAGCCCACCAGGAAGGGUGUUGUCGUGCCCGUCGACUUCAUUGACGAUGCUGAUGAGCUCAUCAGCAAGGCUUUGGACAUCUUCCCCAACGUUGGUGGCAAGGAGAAGAAGGGCGGUGCUAGGCUGAGGGAGGGCCUGACUAUGAAGCGCACCCCUACUACCGGUGUCAGCGAGCCCAAGCACAGUGACGAGCUCACUGGCGUGCUCAAUGUUGCUGUUCGCGACAUUGAGGGCUACGACGACAAGGAGAUUCUCGACCGCAUUCUGCCCAUUGUCGAAGACUUCAAGGGCGAGCUUCUGUCGCGCCGCAUUCGCCGCAUCUCGUUCAUCUGCGGUCACAAGGACGGAACCUACCCAGGCUACUACACUUUCCGUGGUCCCACCUACGAGGAAGAUGCCAGUAUCCGUCACGUCGAGCCUGCUCUUGCCUUCCAGCUUGAGCUCGGCAGACUGUCCAAGUUCCACAUCAAGCCUGUCUUCACUGAGAACCGCAAUGUCCACAUUUACGAGGCCAUUGGCAAGGGUGCUGAGAGUGACAAGCGCUACUUCUUGAGGGCCGUUGUUCGAUCAGGCCGUCUCCGGGAGGAGAUUCCUACCGCCGAGUACAUGAUCUCCGAGACGGACAGGUUGAUGACGGACAUUCUGGAUGCUCUGGAGAUUGUUGGCACUUCGCAGGCCGACAUGAACCACAUCUUCAUCAACUUCUCGCACGUCUUCCCUCUUAACCCCACCGAGAUCGAGGAGGCUAUUGGCGGCUUCUUGGAGCGCUUCGGUCGACGACUCUGGCGUCUCCGCGUCACUGGCGCUGAGAUUCGCAUCAACGUCACUGACCCACAGACGGGCAUUCCUUACCCGCUCCGUGUCAUCAUCACCAACACCUCUGGAUACGUCAUCCAGGUCGAGAUGUACGCUGAGCGCAAGUCUGAGAAGGCUGGCAAGUGGCUCUUCCACAGCAUUGGCGGAACCAACAAGAUUGGCGCGCUUCACCUGCAGCCAGUCUCUACUCCUUACCCCACCAAGGGUGCCCUUCAGCCCAAGAGGUACAAGGCCCACCUCAUGGGUACUCAGUACGUCUACGACUUCCCAGAGCUCUUCCGUCAAGCCACCGAGAACAGCUGGAUCGAGGCGAUCAAGAAGCACCCCCAUCUCCGCGACACACAACCGGCCAAGGGAGAAUGCCUCGAGUCCUACGAGCUGGUGCUUGAUGACACCGACAAUCUUGCUGAGGUCAACCGCGACCCCGGCCAGAACAACAUCGGUAUGGUCGGUUGGAUCGUGACUGCCAAGACACCUGAAUACCCCCGUGGCCGUCGCUUCAUCAUCAUUGCCAACGACAUCACCUUCAAGAUUGGUUCAUUCGGACCCGCGGAAGACAAAUUCUUCCACAAGUGCUCUGAGCUCGCUCGGUCGCUCGGCAUUCCCCGAGUCUACCUGUCUGCCAACUCUGGUGCUCGUAUUGGUCUUGCUGAGGAACUCAUUCCUCACUUCUCGGUCGCGUGGAAGGACGCCAACAAGCCCGAGGCCGGCUUCGAGUACCUCUACUUGACGCCCGAGAAGUACGAGCACUUUGUUGAUGGCAAGCGCAACGAUGUCAUCUGCGAGGAGAUUGAGGACAAUGGCGAAAAGCGCUUCAAGAUCACCACCAUCAUUGGUGCCGAGGACGGUCUCGGUGUUGAGUCUCUCCGUGGCUCUGGUCUUAUCGCUGGUGAGACUUCGCGGGCUUACGAGGACAUCUUCACCAUCACCUUGGUCACUUGCCGCUCAGUUGGUAUCGGUGCUUACCUCGUCCGCCUCGGUCAGCGUGCCAUCCAGAUCGAGGGUCAGCCAAUUAUCCUCACUGGUGCUCAGGCCAUCAACAAGCUGCUUGGUCGUGAGGUUUACACCUCUAACCUCCAGCUUGGUGGUACCCAGAUCAUGUACCGCAAUGGUGUGUCGCACGCAACUGCCGAUGACGACUUCGAGGGUGUCUCCAAGAUUGUCAAGUGGCUGUCUUACGUGCCUGACAAGAAGGGCAACCCUGUGCCCAUCUCUCCUUCGGCCGACAGCUGGGACCGCGACAUCACCUACUACCCUCCUGGCAAGUCUGCUUACGACGUCAGGCACCUCAUUGCUGGAAAGGAGGACGAGGAUGGCUUCCAAUCUGGUCUUUUCGAUCGCGGCUCGUUCGAGGAGACUCUUGGUGGCUGGGCUAAGACUGUUGUUGUCGGCCGUGCUCGCCUUGGUGGCAUCCCUAUCGGUGUCAUUGCUGUCGAGACCCGCUCGGUCGAGAACGUCACGCCUGCUGACCCCGCCAACCCAGACUCUAUUGAGCAAGUCACGUCCGAGGCUGGCGGUGUCUGGUACCCCAACUCUGCGUUCAAGACUGCUCAGGCUAUCAAGGACUUCAACAACGGUGAGGAAUUGCCGUUGAUGAUCCUUGCCAACUGGCGUGGUUUCUCUGGUGGUCAGCGCGACAUGUACAACGAAGUCCUCAAGUACGGUUCGUACAUUGUCGAUGGUUUAGUCAAGUACCAGCAGCCUGUCUUUGUGUACAUUCCUCCUUUCGGCGAGCUGCGUGGUGGAUCAUGGGUCGUUGUCGAUCCCACCAUCAACCCCCAGUUCAUGGAAAUGUAUGCCGACGAAGACUCUCGCGGUGGUGUUCUCGAGCCCGAGGGUAUUGUCGGUAUCAAGUACCGCAAGGAGCGUCAACUCGACACCAUGGCCCGCAACGACCCCAUCUACGGUGCUCUCAAGCGCAAGUUGAACGACAAGGACACACCCGAGUCUGAGCUCCAGGAGAUCAAGACCCAGAUGACUCAGCGUGAGAAGCUGCUCCUGCCCAUCUACGGCCAGAUUGCUAUCCAGUUUGCCGAUCUCCACGACCGUGCUGGCCGUAUGCAAGCCAAGGGCGUCAUCCGCAAGGGACUCCGCUGGCAAAACGCCCGCCGCUUCUUCUACUGGCGUCUUCGCCGCCGUCUCAACGAGGAGUACAUGAUCAAGAAGUUCGCCGCCGCUGCCUCGCCAUCACUCGAGAACCCCAUGGCCGACGCAGCCACCCGUGCUCGUGGCUUCGAGAUGUUGAAGCACCUGUCCAACAUCUCCAACUGGGAGCAAGAUGACCAGAGCGCGGCGACAUGGUACGAGGAGAACAGGCCACUCGUCAACGAGAAGAUUGAGCAACUCAAGAGUGACGGCAUUGCGACGGAGAUUGCACAGCUCAUGAGUAAGGACCGCGAAGGUGGCUUGAAGGGUGUGAUGAGCUUGCUCAGCACGCUGCCUACAAGCGAGAAGGAAGAGGUGCUCAAGAUGUUGAGCAAGGCGUAAUCCAACGUCUUAUGCAUUUACGCUUUUCAUUCGUUCAUGGCAUGGCGUGGCAUGAGAUGGUAUGUAUACUUUUUUUUCGGUAUGGGGUGGAAACUAUUGGGAGGAUGACCGUGUGUAACUUUAGCGUAUACCGCGCAAGAUUUUUUUUGUAAUUUUCUCUUCUCACUAUCAACCAGUGAGUAGAGGAACAAAGCGAGUAAGUAGAAAGCUCUUUUUUUUUAUAAAAAAAUCACAUGGAUAGGGAGAAAAAAGCUGUGUUGGGAGGCACAUGCUCUUUUUCCUGGUCCUGUGCAGUUCAAC
This is a messenger RNA of Exserohilum turcica Et28A, 7155 nucleotides long. RefSeq lists its product as uncharacterized. The transcript is spliced from 5 exons. The record is from RefSeq and is a predicted model, not a curated record. Gene Ontology annotation, biological process: fatty acid biosynthetic process. Gene Ontology annotation, molecular function: metal ion binding; acetyl-CoA carboxylase activity; ATP binding. Bases 13 to 6855 code for a protein of 2280 amino acids. NCBI's taxonomy places the organism in Eukaryota, Fungi, Ascomycota, Dothideomycetes, Pleosporales, Pleosporaceae.